Molecule: messenger RNA, 633 nt
Organism: Drosophila serrata
Lineage: Eukaryota; Metazoa; Arthropoda; Insecta; Diptera; Drosophilidae
Source: RefSeq, a predicted model, not a curated record
AUGAUGGAUGUUUAUCGGUUAUUUUUUCGGUUGAACUGCGCUCGUUACGCCCACAACGAUGGCAUUUUUUCAGUCAUUAAACGCUUUUCCGAGUCUGCAGUUAUGGCCAUGUUAAGGGAUCUCUUGCUUUGGAUUGGCCUCGGAUACAUUACGCAGGUUCAAGGAAUAUCCAAGUUCACAAACAUCGAGUGCCUUAACAUGGACGAGAGUUUCACCAACAUUUCCCUGUGCCGAUUGUAUGCCGUCAAGAGGGAUGUGGUGGAAAUGAGUCUAAAAGCCCAUAUUCUGCACUGGCCAAAGCGUCCGAUAUCGAUGCGUAUGCAAUUGAUGAAGAAAGCUAGUGGUUACAAGCCUUUUCUAUAUAAUGUCUAUCAAUCGGAUGUGUGUGAAUAUUUGGAGAAGAGGAAUCAUCCUUUUGUUAAUAUCAUUCUCAACAGCUUCGGCAAUCGGACCAAUGUAAACAAGUGCCCAAUUCCACCUGAAAUUAUAUUGGAACACUUCCGUUUUCCCGUAAAAGUCUUGGAUCUAAUGCCCUUGCCCUCUGGGGACUACGGAUUAUUCACUACCUUCAGUUUCGAUCGCAAGGAACGGGCACAGGUUAAGGUGUACUUUGGGCUAACAGAAUAUCGCUAA